This is a messenger RNA of Tinamus guttatus (white-throated tinamou), 2098 nucleotides long. The record is from RefSeq and is a predicted model, not a curated record. Lineage: Eukaryota; Metazoa; Chordata; Aves; Tinamiformes; Tinamidae.
UAUUUGUUUCUAUAGGUUUUUAUUCAUAAUCCUCAUACCCGUGGCCAGAGACCAGCCACAAAACGAAUGGUGCAAAGUACCCAGGAUUCAGACAUUUCACUUCUCAACAUUAAUCAAGGGAUCACUUGCCUAACUUCAGGAGUGCUGAAUCCUCAGCUUGGUUAUGAUUCUCUUCUGGUUGGAACACAGACUAAUUUGUUGGCUUACGAUGUGCAUAACAAUUCAGACUUGUUUUACAGAGAGGUUUCGGAUGGAGCCAAUGCAAUAGUUCUUGGAACACUAGGAGAUAUUUCAUCUCCACUUGCUAUUAUUGGUGGAAAUUGUGCCCUGCAGGGCUUUGAUUAUGAAGGAAAUGAUCUUUUUUGGACAGUUACUGGAGACAAUGUUCGUUCAUUAGCACUGUGUGACUUUGAUGGUGAUGGAAAAAAUGAGCUUCUUGUUGGCUCUGAAGAUUUUGACAUUCGCGUGUUUAAAGAAGAUGAGAUAGUGGCAGAAAUGUCAGAAACGGAGACUGUCACAGCGCUUAGCCCCAUGUAUGGCAGUCGAUUUGGCUACGCUCUUUCUAAUGGGACAGUAGGAGUUUACGACAAGACAGCUCGCUACUGGAGGAUUAAGUCUAAGAACCAUGCAAUGAGCAUAUAUGCUUUUGACUUGAACUCUGAUGGAGUAUGCGAGUUGAUCACUGGCUGGUCCAAUGGGAAGGUUGAUGCACGCAGCGACCGAACCGGGGAGGUCAUCUUUAAGGACAACUUUGCUUCCUCAAUUGCAGGACUGGUGGAGGGGGAUUACAGAAUGGAUGGAAACACCCAGUUAAUUUGUUGUUCAGUUGAUGGUGAAGUCCGGGGGUAUCUGCCGGGAGGCCAAGAAAUGAAAGGAAAUUUAAUGGAUUCAAGUGUUGAGCAAGACCUGAUCCGAGAACUUAGUCAAAAGAAACAAAAUCUGCUGCUGGAAUUACGAAACUAUGAGGAAAAUGCAAAGGUUGAACUGAACACUCAGUUGAAGGAAGCUGAUGGGCAGAGAGGUGUGAUUCCAGCGAACACCCAACUCCAGACUGCCCUGUCAGUUAAUCUGGGCUCUGACAGUCAGUCUGCUCAUGUGGAGUUGUGCAUUUCCACAACAAAUGACACAAUCAUCCGUGCCGUGCUGAUCUUUGCUGAGGGCAUAUUUGAAGGAGAGAGCCACGUGGUGCAUCCCAGUCUCCAGAACCUCUCCAGCUGUGUUCGUGUUCCCCUCACUCCACCCAAAGAUGUCCCUGUGGAUUUGCACAUCAAAGCCUUUGUGGGCUACAGGAACAGCACCCAGUUCCAUGUGUUUGAGCUGACAAGGCAGCUCCCUCGCUUUUCAAUGUACGCCCUGAGCAGCCCAGACUCGGCCACAGAGCCACUGAGCUACGUUAACUGUACAAUGAACGAGAGGGCUCAGAGGAUGGUUAUGUGGCUGAAUCAGAGCUUCCUGCUACCAGAGGACGCAGAGCUACAGAGCGCUCCCUUUCAGGUUUGCUUCACUUCCCUUCGUAAUGCAGGUCAGCUCUGCAUCAAAAUCAAGCCUGGCGGAGAGGUUUCUGUCAGCACGGAUGAUAUUGACCUAGCGGGUGACAUUAUCCAGUCGAUGGCCUCCUUUCUGGCAAUUGAAGAUUUGCAGGUGGAAGCGGAUUUCCCUGCAUACUUUGAAGAGCUGCGGAAAGUGUUGGUUAAGGUGGAUGAACGGCACGCAGUGAACCAGAGACUCACUGCCGACAUGGCCGAGCACUCCGGCCUCAUCCGCAGCGUGCUGAUCCAGGCUGAGGACGCGCGCCUCCUGGGAGACAUGAAGAACAUGAAGAAACGAUACAUCGAGCUGUAUGAUCUUAAUAGAGACUUAAUUAAUCAGUACAAAAUUCGUUGCAACAAUCACACUGAGCUGUUGAAUAAUCUGAAAGCUGUGAAUCAGGCCAUCCAGAGAGCAGGGCGGUUACGUGUUGGCAAACCUAAAACACAAAUCAUCACUGCUUGUCGGGAUGCAAUAAGAAGCAACAACUUUAACACGCUGUUUAGGAUCAUGCGUGUGGGGACAGCCUCCUCUUAAAAUGAUCAGAAGAAUUAGCAAUUGCACGAAAACA